This is a messenger RNA of Anguilla rostrata (American eel), 4266 nucleotides long. RefSeq names its product CD44 molecule (IN blood group) b (gene cd44b). Gene Ontology annotation, molecular function: cytokine receptor activity; hyaluronic acid binding. NCBI's taxonomy places the organism in Eukaryota, Metazoa, Chordata, Actinopteri, Anguilliformes, Anguillidae. Gene Ontology annotation, cellular component: macrophage migration inhibitory factor receptor complex; basolateral plasma membrane; plasma membrane. Gene Ontology annotation, biological process: inflammatory response; cell adhesion; positive regulation of ERK1 and ERK2 cascade. The record is from RefSeq and is a predicted model, not a curated record. Bases 596 to 2158 code for a protein of 520 amino acids. The transcript has 8 exons.
UGAGCGAGAGGGAGAGAGAAAAAAACGACUAGUCAGGGUCGCAUCAACUGUUGAGCCGGGAAAGAAAAAGAGAGCAACAGAGAGAAGGAAAAAGGAGAGAAGGAAAGAAGAAGAAAGAGGUAAAAAAAAAAAAAAAAUGAAGUGAUAAUCCAACAAAAAACAUUUAAAAAAUAAUUUAGAGUAAAAACUGAAACUGUCAGGGAGGAAAGAGCAAGACAGAGACAGAGAGAGAGAGAGAGAGAGAGAGAGAGAGAGAGACUGAGAGAGGAGGGGGUGUGUAGAGGGGAGGGGAGGGAGGGAGAGAGAGAGAGAGGGAAGAAGGGUGUGAUCGUGAACGCACCACCCUCUCUCCCCCCUGUAUGUGCGGCUGGUCGCUGGAGUGACUCCUCUCUCACACACAGAAUAUAAAAAAGUUGGGCAAAGUCUGCCGCGUCUUCAAAGCUCCGAGGCGAACGCAGCAACUCUCCCCCCCUCUGGAACUAGAGCGGACACUGAGAAGACACCCCCGCGCCUCCUCCUCUUCCUCCUCCUCCUCCUCCUCCUGCUCCUCUCCUCCCGUUAACCGCGCUCAGACCGCUGGACUCCACGCUGAAGGAUGUGGGCGCUGCUUCUCGGGGUCACUUUCGGAUUACUGACCUCCGCCAGAACGGACUCGGAUCAAGUACAUUCCCGGACCUGCAGCUAUGCUGGAGUGUUCCAUGUGGAAGGAAGCAACCGCUACUCCCUGACGUUCGAACAGGCCGAGAAGCUGUGCCUCGCCAUCGGCACGGUGCUGGCCAAUGAGGAGCAGGUCAGGGAGGCCCACGCCAAAGGCUUAGAGACAUGCAGGUAUGGCUGGAUUAGCACCCGCAACACAACAAUCUUACGGCACCAACCUCAUUUCAACUGUGCGAACAAUCAGACUGGAGUACUCUUCCUCACUGAGAAGCUGGACCAGCCCUAUGAUGCCUACUGCUUCGAUGCGUCAGAUACGUUGGAAAAGAACUGUGAUAACCAAAUCUUCAGAGCUGAGGACUUACCCGCAGAUGGCAAGGAGGCCCCUGCGGAUGAGCCCAGCCCAGAUGGGGAAGGUGCGGGAGAGGAGGUGGGGACGGACGCUCCCGUCGCCGCGGUGCCUGGGGAGGACCAGGGAGCAGCUCCCGAAACCACUGCGGAGCCAGAGGCCGAGGGCGAAGCAGGGGAGCAGCCUGACGCUGCAGCGACCCCUGACCCCGCAGAACACGCGGAAGCCGCAGUCCCUGCAGACCCUGCUGAAACAGGGGAACCAGCCGAAACAGGGGAACCUGCCGAAACAGGGGAACCAGCCGAAACAGGGGAACCAGCCGAAACAGGGGAACCUGCCGAAACAGGGGAACCAGCCGAAACAGGGGAACCUGCUGAAACAGGGGAACCAGCCGCAACAGAGGAACCAGCCGAAACAGGGGAACCUGCGGAAACAGGGGAACCUGCGGAAACAGGGGAACCUGCGGAAACAGGGGAACCAGCCGAAACAGGGGAACCAGCCGAAACAGGGGAACCUGCGGAAGACGGUGGGGAGGAUGCGGAGCAGGCCACACCCCCAGCCCCGGCCCCGGAGGCACCGGAAGACUCAGAGGCGGGGCCGAGCGAGGAUCCAGCCAGCGAGGAGCAGCCCACAGAGGCGGAGGAGCAGCCAGGCGGCGCCGUCCCGGCCGAGGACCCCCCCUCGGGGGAAGCUGUACCCACGCCCGACCCCGCCAUGGAGGGGGAGGUGCAGCCCGUCGACCACGGCCAGGACCUGGCCGCGGCGGCCCCCCCGCCGAACGAAGCUUCCAUCCCCGUCGGCCCCCAUGGACGGAUGAAUGCGGACGUGGGCCCCACUGCAGCAGGGCGAGAGAGCGGCGGCACUCCAGAUUGGCUGAUCAUCAUCGUCGUGGUAGCAGCCAUUGCUGUCAUUCUCCUUGUGUGUGCCGCGAUCGCCACCAGGAACAGGUGGUGCGGAAAGCAGCAGACGCUGAUGAUCACGUCGAAGGAGGCGGGCGAGGGGAACGGGGCGGCGGCCUCCAGCGCACGCGCUCAGGAGCGAGACCAGGAGAUGGUGACGCUGAUGAACAAAGAGAAGAUCCAGGAGAACGGGAACACGGAGGAGUUCACCGUGAUCACGCUGGAGGAGUCGCCAGACAAGUCCCAGCUGGCCUAGGCAACGGGGGGGGCGGGCGGGGGGGUGGGCGGCGUGCAGGGUAGGGGGUCUUGGGGGGGAGGGGGGUAGAGGCUAGCAGAACGAGGGACACCAGUGGGUGUAUCAGAGAGGCGUACGGUAGGCAGAGCUUAAGGGCGUGCACUUUGACCUGGAAAUAAAAGAAAACAUUUGGCCCACUGCAACAUUGCCCCACCCCACCCCACCCCCACUCCUCCCUUCCAGGUGGGGUUUGUAAUUGCAAUGUACAGGUGGGCAAAGCAGGUGAUGAUUCAGCCCAGAUCAGGUAGAAAAUAUCUGCCCCCCCGACCCACCCAGCUACCCCCUCCAGGUUACAAACCUAGCCAAGCCUUUUCCAGGAGAGAGGGCCACUUUAUCCAAAUUAGGGUUGGGAUCGAGGUACAGGCCAGUUUAGAAAAAUAUGGGCCAUUUUCCAGGCCUGGGAGUGAGAGCAUCACCAGCCUACAGCCUACUGGGGGGGGGGGGGGGGGUGGAUGUGAGGGGGAUGGGGAUGAGGAUGUGGGGGGGGGCAGGAGGACAGCAUGCGUGUGAGUGGGGAGGGGUGAAGGAUCCUGAGAAAGUGAGAGGGAAUCGGAGUGUGAUGGGAGGGGACUGCUGUACAUAGGGUCUGUGAAGCAGAUGCUUCAAUUUCUGACUUUACAGAAACACAGUAGACAGAGAUAAACAAGCAAACGAUAGUCGUCCAUCAAUUAAGGGUUUUUCACAACAUCCAUUAUUGAUGUAACGGUUGAGUGUGUUACAGAAGAGUCUACUCGUGUGUCAUCUGUUUUUUUUUCCUUUGUCUGAGUUGUAUUUUUCAACAUUUCCUGUGGAUUGGGAUAUAUUUUCUGUUCAUGAGUUACAAUGGUGAGAAGCUAAGAUGUUUUUAUUUUAAUUUAUGUUUUUUUCCCCUGUAUAUACUGUAUGUAUUUUUCCCAUUUCUUUAGAUUUUGAGAACUCACUUGUGUUCAUUACUGAGUCAGUGACCUAUCCAUCAAAUUUGCUAUUUUCAUUAAUCUAAUCAACAAAAAAUGGAAAGUCAAUGUGUAGGAAAUAUGUAACAAAAGCAGUGGAUGUUUUAUGAAUCAGACCAGCUCAUAGUGGGGGGAAAUGAAAAAGAUGCUUGUUGUUGACUGUUAUUAUAAAACGUCACAUAUCAGUUGCCUAAUGUGGGGGAAUAAACACACAUUAAGAGUGAAGUUUCACAUGUUAUUGUAAUUAUUGGUGAGAAUGAUCUGGAUAGCUUGACUGGAAAUUCCAUGCUGAGAAUGAGCAUGCCCUGACAUUCUGUUGCAGAGAAUGCUGGGAAACUGAGUUCAAAUAGGGUUAAGACAGACGUUAUAUUGUGUAUCUAAGUGAUCUAGCCAUGAAGCAAAUGAAACUGUUUUGUUUCUUUUCGACUCGAAUAGAAAGACACACUGCAGACUGUCAUCACCCAGUAUGAACACCUCUGUCACACAAACACAGAACAAUCCAGAGAAAAACCAAUAACACCCUGCAACGUGUCAUGUGAGAAAAAAUGUGACAAACCUCUUCUGCAUUUCAAGCGCCUAAACGCAUUCAAAGAGAAGAUGCCUGCAAGUAAAUGAAAGGAGUUUGAUAUCACUUGAAAUCCCCACAUCUGUGCUGUAAUUACAGUUAUUGCUGAAGGUGGUGUGCUCUGUGCAUUUCUGUUGAAUAACAACUCAAAUUCCGGUAUAUUUGCACCUUUGUUCUGAAUCAGAGAUAUAUUUCUGCUCUGAGGCAUUGAUGCCCAGGCUCACCUGGUCUCCACGGAGUUUCCUGAGAGGUGAAAAUGUGCUCGGAUCUGGCCAGCAGCUUUGUGCGGUUCGCUCAUGUGAAAGACAGAAUAAAUGAAUGUCAUCCUACAGGGACUUUCUUGGUCUCUUCUUCCCAAACAAUGACAAUCUGAAUGGUGAACAACAGUUGAAAUGUUUUAAAUGUCUAUUGUUUUUUCUUUAUUUGUUUUAUUUUUCCUUUGUUUUUCUUUCUUUAUUGGAUAGUUUUUAAAUAUUAUUUUUCAGUAGCUAUAAGGAUUACUCGUACACUCAUAAGAAAUGUGUGAAUUAACGAAUUGACAAAGAUUGCAAAUAAAGACAUUUACAAUCGAA